UUUUUGCUGAUUCUCUAGGAUGGUGUUACGAUAGAUGAUACUAAUACAAUGAUAAAACUGUGUUUCUCAGCGAACAAGGUGGGCGGAGUUGUCUGCCGAUGACGCGCAACGGGGAUUUUGUCAACAUUGACUGAGCUGAGCUAGCUGAGCUGAGAUAGCUAGCUGAGCCUGAGCUGAGCAGCAAGCUAUAGACAUAGUAUAGCGAUGUUCUGAUGAUGAUGAUGAUGAGACUGCUGGUCUGGCGAAAACAACCGACUCUCUCUCUACAGCUACAGCCAGGAAUUAGGAACCGAUGCUGUUCGAAGGUACAUUUUUUAUGCACGAGAGCAGCCUGCACUGACUGAAGUUUCAGCAUCGUUCAUCAAGAACGUCAAACUAUAAAGACGACAUGGGAAACAGAUCAAGAACAGUGUUUACAAACAAUAGAAACGGAUGGAACGGGAUGUCAUGGGUUCCUUCCAGGAUCUGGGAUUUCAGUGCUCGGUAUACUUUGAUGCUGCUUCUGAUUAUGGGUGGUAUGCCACAGCAGCUGUACCUAGGAAGAACCUCUGGACAGGUCUUAGAGAUGAUGGGUGCGGCCGCGGCCAUCACGUGGUCCUGGAAACCUUGGUGUAUCUGGGAAUGCUGCGAUAAACCAUGGAUUAACGUUAACAAUGUCACAGCAGGCCUUGAUGCUGUUCUCAGUGAAAAUCUUUUUGGACAGCACAUAGUUCAAGAGACCGUUUCAGCUGCUCUCCAAGGUCAUCUAUUAAAUCCCAAUCCUCCUAAACCCUUGGUUCUGUCAUUUCAUGGUCGGACUGGGACGGGUAAAAACUUUGUGAGUCGUAUGAUAGCAGAAAGCAUCUACAAGGAAGGGUUUUCAAGUAAAUAUGUUCAUCUUAAGAUUGCUGAUAGAGAUUUCAGGCAUGCAUCAAAGCUGGAGGAAUACAAGGAAUCUCUUCACAACGAGGUGUUUUACAGCGCCAAGAAGUGCCCACGACAACUCUACAUAUUUGAUGAGGUUGAGAACAUGCCUCCUGGUUUGCUGGACACCAUUCGUCCCUUCUUAGAGUACAGGACACACCUAGAAGGUGUUCAGUUUAACAAGGCAAUAUUUAUAUUUCUAAGCAAUACAGCAGCAAGGGAGAUAUCAAAUUAUGCCUUGUCUCAUCUUCAAGCUGGUAAACAGAGAGAAGAAAUUACUUUGCAGAGUCUCGAACCUCUCAUUGAACAAAGCUCAUUUGGUUCAGCAGGAGGUGGAUUUGAGAGUACUCGCUUGAUAGACAAAUACCUCAUCAGCCAUUUCAUCCCUUUCCUACCACUGGAAACAAGCCACGUCAGGAAAUGUAUCAAAUCAGAGCUUCUUGCUCAUCAUAUCCGUUCUGAUGAUACCGAAGACAUUGUAGAAGAAGUCCUUAGACAACUUCAAUUUUGGCCAAAGGGAUUGGAAAUUUUUGCCACCAAAGGGUGUAAAAGCGUUGCAGAGAAACUGAACCUGGCUUUAUUCAGAAAACACAGGAAGAGGAAAGUAGCCAAUCAAGCACACUCGGAAAAGGAACUCUGAUAUUGCAAUAUUAUCAUGUGAGGAAAAAAAACUUUUACCAAUCAUGUUGAAUGAUUAGACACGCUGAAACUACUGAAUUAUGACCAUCAACAAUAACAAUAAGUUCCCGGAAGCACAUGUAGUUCAUGCGGUAACUUCCGGAAGCUUGAUGGUAAGAAUUCAAUCGUAAACAGCAAGAGGGAUAACACAAGUUACAAGUUUAUCAUAAUUCCUCCUCGAAAUGUCAGAAGAGAUUGAGAAUGCGGUGCGUAUGUGUAUGUAACUAGACAAGCGCUCGCUACAAUACGGGUAGACUGGAAGUUAUUGGGUCACACAUCACCGAACAAGAAGUAGAAUAUCUAGUUCAGUGCGCAAAGUGACAAAUUCAUGCAGUGCGCUACAUCCGGGAACUUUCAGUCAUUUUCAAAAGUGAGAAUAUAAUAUGUGAUUGGAUGAAAACCAAAUACCUGUGAUGUUGACAUUCACUUGUAACAUUAUGCAUGGGCAGACGUGACUUUAUACAUUAUAUAGAGACUAUUGUCUCAAAAUCUUUUGACUUCCUUUAUGUUGUAUUAAAAGCUUGCUGGAGAAGUGUGAAUAAAUUUCUGACUUGAACCCAGUAGAUUAGAUCACAUAUUCAGAUCCAACAUGGCAGCAUUCAGGGAUCAAAUUAACUGGGUAGAAGCUAAAAAUGUAUAAUCAUUCAUGUUUUGGAAAUGUCACUUGUUAAAAUAUAUAAACCCCUCAAAAUAAGUUUGGAAAUCUUGAGUUUGGCCAUUAUUUUCUCUGAACUCCCAAUUCUACACAAUGCAUAUUUGAUAUUAUUCGAAAGAUCAUUUAAUUCUCUUUAAAAUGAUACCAUGCUUGUUAUGAUCAUGCCAUCACGAAAAGAGCAGGAUUCAAAAGUGUUGGAUGAGGUCUGAAUUGAAAAGCUGCAAAACGAGCAGAAAUGGUCAAUAAAGAACAUGCUUGUUUUGUCUGUGUCAAUAGAGAUGAAAAUCCGUUCAAAUCAAGCCCCUGCUUCUUCAUUUUAUUAUGGUGGUUUUGUGAGAUAACAUGGUUUGAAAUACCAAUGCAUGUUUGUUUGUUAUGUGUUUGCUUGUGCAGAGGUGUGUUUGAUUCCAUGUUCAUAUGUUGAUGUUAAGGUGCAUGAAAACAAAAGAAACCGCUAAGAAACUCACUCAUCACCACGGGAAAAAAAGAACAGUGACUUUCAAUCAAUAUUGUGUCAUUUUGCAACUUUUGAAUUUUGACCUUGCCUCCAUGUAAACCAUGAUCAUACCAUGUAGGGUAUCAUUUUAAAGAAAAUUAAAUGAUCUAUUCAUUGGUAUCAAUCACACAUUAAUAUCCACUAAAACUGAGGAGGGAUUAUCGAUCAAAAUCAGAUUUCCAAACUUUUUUUGAGGAGUUUAUUUCAUAAGUAUUUUCCUGCAUAACAUAUAUGCUGUUGCUCAGGUUUGCCUCUAAAUAUAUCUGUGAGAGGUUCGCCAUGAUUAAGGAAUAACCUGAUGAAAACAAUUUGCUUCAUAAAUUGCACAAGGACAAAAAAAAGGUUUCAAGCAUGUCUGUCACUUUCUCUUCAUGAAUUGUUUUUUUAAUUAUUUUUCAUAUAGAGCAUUCAGGAGCUAUAAUUGUUUUCUUCUGGUUCAAAUUUAGAUCAAUAGAAGAUGGAAUUUUACUUUAAAGAGUGGCGGGCAACCAAAUACUCUCUGAUAACUUAGUAAAACAGAGCUUAGCAAUGAUACUGAAAAUUGAUCGCACAUAAGGGUUUGAUGCAGUUAAUCAUCAAUCCUUUAAAAAAAAGGUUGCCAAGCUACAUGUUAUAAGGGUUCAUGUACAGGGGAUAUGUGAAUUUCACUGCAUGCAGUAUUAUUACGUAAAACUAAAUCACACUUUUAACAGUAUUCCCCCCCCCCCCCCCCCGGAUGUGCCUUUAGAUGAUAAAGAAAAGAAAAAUAAUCCAUUCUAGAUAGAUGUUUUCAGAUAAGACCCCCAAAAAUAAAUUAGCAUAUUCAGGUGAGUUCAUCUCUUGAGCAUUUGAACUGAACAUUAGUACCGCCUAUGAAACUUUUGUGUUUCACCCUGCUUGUAUGUUUUGUUUAUGGAAUGUGUUUGUACAUAUUGGAAUGUAUAAUUUAUGCAUAGACAGUAAUCUUUGCUUCAAAUGGUGCUAUACGAGUUCAUUAAGAUGUGAAGGAAUCAUUAUAAGUCAUUCCAGGGUCAUCUUUAUUCUUUAUGUAAUAAUGUCAAUUUAUAAAAAUCAAGCUGAACAAUAGAAAUUAAGGUAUAACGGUAAAGAGUGAUGUCACAUUUAGAAUGAAUUAGGGGGAUUGGUAUUUCAGCAUCCAGUAGACAUGAUGAAAACCCAUCACAAAUCAAAUUUGACACAAGGAAGUUCAUUUGGGCCCAAGCCUGUGGACACGUGUCUACCGACAUGUACAAUGUAAUUAUACAUGUAGCCCUGUUUGAGACAAGUAUGUAGAAACAUGUUGCAUGACUAUGUUAAUAAUCCCACCACUGAUUUUUUGUUCUAAGAUGCUGAAAGGGUGUCCAACGCAAUUACCAGAGAGCAAGAUUAGAUGUAUUAAAUGUAUAUAAAUUAUGAGAAUUAUUAUGAUAAAUGAAGCAGUUUGAGCUGUGCUCUGAAUAAAUAGCAAAAGAAAUGAAA
Molecule: messenger RNA, 4190 nt
Organism: Lytechinus pictus (painted urchin)
Lineage: Eukaryota; Metazoa; Echinodermata; Echinoidea; Temnopleuroida; Toxopneustidae
Product: torsin-1A-like
Exons: 6
Coding region: 389-1543 (384 amino acids)
Molecular function (GO): ATP hydrolysis activity; ATP binding
Source: RefSeq, a predicted model, not a curated record